Messenger RNA from Clarias gariepinus (North African catfish), 3145 nucleotides. It is a transcript of the gene atl3, whose product is annotated as atlastin 3. The record is from RefSeq and is a predicted model, not a curated record. Lineage: Eukaryota; Metazoa; Chordata; Actinopteri; Siluriformes; Clariidae. Gene Ontology annotation, biological process: endoplasmic reticulum organization; protein homooligomerization. Gene Ontology annotation, molecular function: GTPase activity; GTP binding. The transcript has 14 exons. The coding region runs from base 135 to 1670 and encodes 511 amino acids.
CCAGCUGUGGCGUUGGGGAAAGUUGCCUAAUUAUUUCCAGACUACAGUAAACUCCAGUGUUUUUAAACUGAAGCUGGUAAAAAAAAAAUAAUAAUAAUAACUUGACUAAAGUAAAGGUAAGCAAAGAACCAAAGAUGCCCGCUGAACCUGGAGCGGUCCAAAUAGUGACCGUCAAUAAGGAGGAUCACUCUUUUGAUUUGGACACGAAAGCACUCGAACGAAUACUCUUGGCACCCAAUGUCCGAGAUAUGGAAGUGGUAGUGCUGUCAGUUGCUGGUGCUUUUCGCAAGGGAAAGAGUUUUCUCUUGGAUUUCAUGCUUCGAUACAUGCACAGGAAGCCUGAGCAGGACUGGCUUGGCCGGGAGGACCAGCCCCUCACAGGAUUCUCUUGGAGAGGCGGCUCAGAGCCUGAGACCACAGGCAUUCAGCUGUGGAGUGAAGUUUUCACUGUGAGGAAAAAUGAUGGUAAAGAGGUGGCAGUGUUGCUUAUGGACACGCAGGGAGCAUUUGACAGCCAGUCCACAGUGAAGGACUGUGCUACCAUCUUCGCCCUCAGCACCAUGACCAGCUCAGUGCAGAUAUACAACCUUUCACAGAAUAUCCAAGAAGAUGACCUGCAGCAGCUUCAGCUAUUUACAGAGUAUGGCCGACUGGCAAUGGAUGAAAUCUUUUUAAAGCCUUUCCAGUCACUCAUGUUUCUGAUCAGAGAUUGGAGCUUCCCAUACGAGUACAGCUAUGGGUUCAAGGGAGGCAGUCAAUUCCUGGAUAAGCGGCUCCAGGUGAAGGAAUCUCAACAUCAAGAGCUACAGUCAGUGAGAAAGCACAUUCAUUCCUGUUUCACGUCUAUUUCCUGUUUCCUGUUACCACACCCUGGGCUAAAGGUUGCCACACACCCUUCAUUUCAGGGACAACUCUGUGAUGUUGCUCCAGAGUUCAAAACUGAACUACGAAGCUUUAUCCCCAUGCUGUUAGACCCUGACAGACUGGCUGUGAAGGAGAUCAAUGGCAACAAGGUGACAUGCAGGGGGCUGCUGGAGUACUUUAAGUCAUAUAUUAAAAUAUACCAGGGUGAAGAUCUACCACACCCAAAGUCUAUGCUGCAGGCUACAGCUGAAGCUAACAAUUUGGCAGCUGUGGCAUCUGCCAAGGACCAGUAUUACAGGAAUAUGGAGAAGGUCUGUGGUGGAGAUCUGCCUUAUGUGGCGCCUGACUCUCUGUUAGAUAAGCAUAACUUCUUCAAGAACGAGGCUCUCCAUCACUUUAGCAGCAUUAAGAAGAUGGGUGGGAAGGAAUUCUGUGCCCCUUAUCAAGCUCAAUUAAAUGAGGAGCUAAAUGAACUCUGGGAGUCUUUUAGCAAACACAACGAGUCAAAGAACCUUUUCAGUGCAUUCCGCACACCAGCGGUGCUUUUUGUCCUGGUUUGUCUUCUGUAUGUGCUCUCCGCGCUUUUACUAUUUGUUGGCCUGAGCAGUAUUUCAUUCGCAUGUGACUGCAUGCUGGGUCUGGCAAUGGUAGCUAUGCUAACCUGGGGCUUCAUUCGCUACUCUGGGCAGUACCGAAAUGUUGGCACUGCCAUUGACCAGGCAGCUGGACUAGUACUGGAACAGGCUACAGAAGCGCUGAAUAAGUCAAGAGCCCAAAGAAUAAUGCAAGACAAAAAAUCAAGAUAGCUUUUAUGCUCAGAGAUUCCAAUUUAGGAUCCAAGUAGAACAAGAAGAAUUCAACCAUUGAUUAGACAACAAAUAUUCCUACACACAUUCCCGAAUAUUGCACUUAAACUUGUCAUCUGUUAAAAGUUAUUUUGUCUUUAAAAAGUGCAAUGAGUAUAUUUUUUUCUUGACAAAUUGUAUAUCAUAUUUGACCUGCUCACUUUUUAUGGUUGGCUGUACUUUCAUUAGGAAAUCUGGUCUUAGAUUAUGCAAUCUUAAUUUGUUAUUGCAAAAGGCCUAUUAUUUAGAUCAGCUAUUCAGAUCUUAUGAAAAUGUUGAUUCUAUCUUUUUAAAAAUAAAUUUAUGUUGUCACAUCACACAUCAUUAAACAGCUUACCAGGCACAAGAUUGCUUUUGCACAAGAUCUAUCCUCCUUAAAGGAGAUAAAGUAAUUUGUUUACAAGUACUUAUUUUAAUAUUACCAAAGAUCUUGCCCUUUGUAGUAAGAUGUCAUUUAUUAGAUGUCAUAGUAAUAAACAUAUUUUCCAUAAUUAUAUCUUUAGAGGAUAAGCCAUGGCUUUGUUAAAACUUGCACUUGAUAGAAUAAGUGUAUACUGGUAUACUGUUAAAUGUAACACUACAGUGUGCAUCAUUUGUAGAGAAUCGAUCAUUUUCGCAGGUGUGUUGGGUUAUUUAUACAUUCCAUCCGUUCAACAAACUUGAACACUGCAUUUGAUGCAUACUCAUUUGGAAUUGUUUGUUAUUGUACUGUCUUCUGUUUUGGGAAUUAAAAAGUAUACGCAUCAGGGAACAUCUGGCCAUGUAAGCACAUUAAACUGUUUGUGGAGUGCUUUUAAAACAUCUGUGUUAAGAAAUCAUUUAAAACUUGUAGUCAUCUUGUAUCCACAUGGUAGUUAACCAAAUUAGAAAAAUUAUAUGCUAAGAGGUCGGUUUUAAGUGUUUUUUGUUGUUGUUGUUUGUUUGUUUGGCUGACAAUGUUAAUGGUGGGGUCACUGUUUUGUUUUUUUUGUAUCCUCUCUGGUAACUGGUAUGCUCUUUUCCUUGUUAAAUAGGCUACAAGAUGUCUUAUCAAUUUCAGUUUUUUUUUUUUUUUUUUUUUGCUUGUUAUAAUAUUUGGCCAAAUAUGUUCUGUUACAAUAAACUGUAGUCACAUUACAUUUUACCUUUAAGUAAAUUAAGCACAAGUCUUGUACAUAAAGUGGAGAUUAGAUAUAUCAGUCUUUUGAUAUAUUUAUUUCAGUGAAUGAUCUGACUAUUGUGACCACUCAGUUACUGAUUUUUCACAUUCUUUAUACACGUUACGCUACUCAGCCUCACUGAAGGCUUAUGUUUGUGUAUAGUAGAUUUAUUCAUGUAGACAAUGAAAAGGACCAGCUUUAAAACUGCCGAGUUAUCAUGGAAAAUGAAGAACCCUGUUUAUAUAACAAUGUUACAUUUCCUUACUCAUCGCAUUAAUAAAAGUCAUCUGCAUUUGA